This is a messenger RNA of Necator americanus (New World hookworm), 870 nucleotides long. RefSeq lists its product as uncharacterized. Bases 1 to 870 code for a protein of 289 amino acids. Lineage: Eukaryota; Metazoa; Nematoda; Chromadorea; Rhabditida; Ancylostomatidae. The record is from RefSeq and is a predicted model, not a curated record. The transcript has 7 exons.
AUGUUCUCACUUCUCUUCGUUGCUCUGCUGUUGACAGCGGAGUCCAGGGAAAUAUUGCAACUUGAAACCGCUUCCUACGAUGACCCAGCAGAACCGACAACAACCGAUGGCUCUACCAUUGCGGAGACGUCAAGCUCUUCCGAGCUUUCCUUGGCUCCAGUGGACUCCAAACCGGUUUCCACUGUCUCCUGUCAAAACGAAACGAGUUUUGCGAACUUGCCGAAUUUGAAUGCUUUCCAUUAUACUGACAUAUACAAAUACUACAACCUUGGCACCGACAACUUCAACGCGAUGUUUCUGAUGAAUGCUCUAGAGGAAAUAGUCAAAUACCCGCCCAAGAACAUAUCGGAUGCGAUCGAAAGGUGCAAUCAAAUUCCUCUCCUAACGAAAUCAUUCGAUGAAGAGCACACCUUCCGCUUCCUGGCGCAACAAGCUCUUCAGGAUUCGAAGGACACCAUAUUUGAGGAUCUUGUCAGAUUUAAAGUGGCAAACACACUUCAAUUUCAUGCAGUACUCUAUCUUAAGGUUGUUCUAGCUAAAGAUGACCUGGAAGAAAAGAGUAAAGGUGUCAGGCCACAUAUGCUCAGGAUCGCUCCUACUUUCACAAAGUUCGCCCGUCAUCUUAAAAAGGCAUAUCGUCUACUUGGCAGAAGCAUUUCGAGAGGUGAUGUUCCUUACUGGGAAAUCGAGGAUGCGAUUGAACUAGUCACAAAUAAUAACUAUGAGAUUACGAAGGGACUCUCUCAAACACUUCUGAUGGAAAGCAAAUGGAUUAACGGCAAGAUUUUGGAGUAUCUAGGGAAAUACACAGAUUCUGAACAAAUCAAAGAUUUUAUUGGCCAGGAAAAGCUACUAGCAGCAGAACAGUAG